AUGGUUCAGUAUUUCGCUGUUUUCUUGGUUUUCUCUUUUCCUGGCGGUUCACUGGGAACAACCACCUCACCUCAGCAACAAAACACGGCAAAGUUAAAAGAUUUAUGCGAGGUAUGAAACGAUUAUUCUGUUUUAGAUGACAUUUUUGGGUAUCGGGCAGUGGGUGGAAAAAAAAUCGCAUUAAAAAGGUCUGCAACGGAGUUAAUAUUGGCACAAUAAAAAUGCCAGCUUUGUUAUAAGAUACGCUGGUCUUUCUGAGAUUUACGAUUUGUUAUUUAGUUGAUAGAUAACGUAAACCUCAACGUUUCUGUGUUUAAGUCUGCGUUUCAAAAUUGGCCGCAAAGAUUGGUCUCACCGAUUGUCCUGAUCUUAGACAAUUUAUUUUGCAGUUUCUCAAUAAUAGACGGGUAUCGAUUGACGCCAGUGUCAUGUUAAUUAAAUUGAGGGCAGAGCUUUCCUUUUUAGGGUUGCAUUGUUAUGAAGGCAAAGAGCAAAAUGAAAUGCGGGGAGGCUGAGCUUUGUUUUAAAUAGGAAUUUCUCUUUCCACUAUAAAAUAUCUGGUAAAUAUAUCCCUAGCUUUUAACUCUUUUUUGGUUUUAAAAGUUGAUCAUUAUUUAUCGUUAUUAUUGUUAAUAUCAUCGCUAUUAAUGUUAUCGUUUUUUAUUUUUAUUUUUAUUAUUGUUAUCAUUAUUAUUUGGUUACUGAUAUCAUCAUCAUCAUCAUCAUCAUCAUUAUCAUUAUUAUUAUUAUUUUAUUAUUAUCCUAGCAAUGAUUAUCCUAGUCUGAAGAAUUUGUAUUCCUCACCAUAACCAAAGCUCCAACUUUUACGUGACUCUGAAGCAUUAACAUUCCUCAGCCGAGUAACUUUCCCUCUUAAGCCCUUGCAUUUUCCCGACUUUUCCUUUUUUUUUAAUUUUAACUAUUCGGCUAGUUCCCAGAGGGACUACUAGACUGCUUGCAGUCCGCCUUUUCCCUUAAAAUCUGUCUAGUUCUUAUCUAAUCCAGCGCGAUUGCAAACCACGAUAUUAUUAUUUAGGGAUUGAGACGAAACAGAACAAAAGAGUCAGCAGUGUCUUUUUUUUUUCUUCUCGGGCUUACGCCCUCAUUUCUCGCGGUUUCGUGCAGUAACUUUGCAAAAAAAAAAAACAAGAGACUGCUCGCAGUCUAAGGGAGUACUAACAAUUAUAUGAUACCAUCCUUGCUUUUUAUCUAAAAACAUUCUGUUAUGCCGAAGAUGUUCAACGCCGUGAUCAUCAUCAUCAUCAUCAUCUUGAUUACAAUUAUUAUUCUCUUUUGUUCUUUCUUUAAAUACUGAUACAUUGUUUUGCUUAGGGGGGAAACUGGGAGUUCGCCAAACCGUUUGUCCCGACCGCUUUCUUUAUCUAUACAAGUAUCCUUACUAAAAUCAUCCUUGAUAAAAAAUUCCUGCCAAGUUAUUUAUAAAAACUUCCUGUUUUACAUGGAUUAUUAUAGGUUUUCAUGAAUUUUGAUUAAAACUUCCCGCCGUUCUUCACUACUAACUGAAAAUUUACGCUUUUAUUCCCGCUUUGCCCAUAGGCAUGCGGGCAACUUUUCGCCAGGGGGCGGUAAACUAUUUGCCCAAAAAAUUCUGGCAAGUUGCCCAAAAUUUUUUACGAAACAGUCGAAAAGAAAUGAGGGUCAUACGAUGCAACAACAUAGGCCUAUAUAUGAAGGGAAAGUAUUCUUACAAAUGAAACUAUUAUUAAAAAUAGGAGGUCAUGAAAUACGUUAAAAAUAGCUGUCUUUGCCAUUUUGACUGCCGAAAAUAGCAAUGAUACGAUCCAUAUCAUUGUUGACUACAGAGUUGGCAUAUGCCUUUUCAAUGUUAAUAAGUGCGAUGUUACUGACACAUUAGGGAGUUUAAGAUACGGAGACUACGGACUACGAACUACGGCUGGACGAGCGUUGUCCUUUGUUUGUAGCACUGGGUUGAGUCGUGCAAAUAUAGAACGUUAAGAUUGCACUUCAGACAGUAGACUACGAGAGAAGAGGCGGAGAGGGAAACAACACGCAAAGAUUUUCUUGUUUUCAUCACGGUUCACAAAAAUGAAAGUCAGUUUUGCAUGUGAUCUUAUCUUUAGAACAAUGAGCAAAUUCUUCCCUACUUGAAAGAAGCAAUUACGUCGGGUGAAAUUAGCGAACAAAGUUUUGGUUUAGGUUUUAUUUUUUCGCCCAUGAAUACUUAUGUCAGAUAUUAAAGAAAUAGACAGAAAUAGUAAUAGCUCAUUUAUUAGAUUUAGAAGAUGGACUUCUCCGACUACUGAUCUGAUGUAGUUUGAAGUAUUGAAAUGCCGAGUUUCGAUUGUCUCGAAGAUGUUUACANCUGGCAAGUUGCCCAAAAUUUUUUACGAAACAGUCGAAAAGAAAUGAGGGUCAUACGAUGCAACAACAUAGGCCUAUAUAUGAAGGGAAAGUAUUCUUACAAAUGAAACUAUUAUUAAAAAUAGGAGGUCAUGAAAUACGUUAAAAAUAGCUGUCUUUGCCAUUUUGACUGCCGAAAAUAGCAAUGAUACGAUCCAUAUCAUUGUUGACUACAGAGUUGGCAUAUGCCUUUUCAAUGUUAAUAAGUGCGAUGUUACUGACACAUUAGGGAGUUUAAGAUACGGAGACUACGGACUACGAACUACGGCUGGACGAGCGUUGUCCUUUGUUUGUAGCACUGGGUUGAGUCGUGCAAAUAUAGAACGUUAAGAUUGCACUUCAGACAGUAGACUACGAGAGAAGAGGCGGAGAGGGAAACAACACGCAAAGAUUUUCUUGUUUUCAUCACGGUUCACAAAAAUGAAAGUCAGUUUUGCAUGUGAUCUUAUCUUUAGAACAAUGAGCAAAUUCUUCCCUACUUGAAAGAAGCAAUUACGUCGGGUGAAAUUAGCGAACAAAGUUUUGGUUUAGGUUUUAUUUUUUCGCCCAUGAAUACUUAUGUCAGAUAUUAAAGAAAUAGACAGAAAUAGUAAUAGCUCAUUUAUUAGAUUUAGAAGAUGGACUUCUCCGACUACUGAUCUGAUGUAGUUUGAAGUAUUGAAAUGCCGAGUUUCGAUUGUCUCGAAGAUGUUUACAUCAUUUUCAUUCAGCAAAUGUGAUACAAAAACUGGCAUAAACAAAGGUUACACAAGUGGAAAGACACACUUAUCAGUUCGAACAAACAUUGAAACUUUUCAAGUGCGAAGAGAAAGUAAAUUACCUGCAUGAUUUAUCUUCUCCUCAGCCGUGAAUCUGAAUUCUGCGUAUAAACAGCUAAGCUUAUUUAAAUAUGAGCCCAGCUAGGUAAAAAUAUAGUCACAACUUUGGAUUAAAAGCGUAAAUCUGAGCAGAAAUUAGACAAAACUUACAUAUUUCGCUUCCCCCUCACUUAAAGCAGGUGAAUUGAAAACUUUUUAACCAAAAGACGAGAUUCUUGAAUUACCGAGAAGGCAAAAUGCGAGCAAAAUGUUCUCCGUAGUCGCGACUACGCGAAACAGCUCAACAACUCUCCGUAGCCGCAGGACUACGCGGGAAAAAUGAACAGUCACGUGGUUUUGAUCAUGCACAGUGGCAUGUUUAACCGUAGUCGUAGUCCGUAGUCGCGGUAUCUUAAACUCCCUAUUGUUGCCCAUGGUGCUGCGGAGGUAAGUUUUCAAUCUGUGCAACACACUGAAUGAUCGUUCUGCAGAACACAAUGUAAAAGGUAUUACUCCAAGGAUAUGUACCGCAUUAGAAAACACUGGAAGCAUAUCAAAUAGAUCAUUCUCGUGCAUUGUCUCUAGCAUUUCUGGAAACGUCAUGUAGCCUAAUCCGCGCACACGACGAAAGCUCACGUACAUUUUCUGCUCGUCUUCGAAAAUCUCGUCGUCGAUUUUGUAAAAUUUAGCAACGCGGGAGAAGCUUUCUUUAUCAGGUGUUUCACUGUGAUAGAUGUUUCCCAAAGCACAGAGUAUUUCCUGAUCAUUUCCGCUAAACCUGAGCUGAAGCUUAGACAGCGCCUUGUCGAUGGACGCAUAGUAAAUGAGGAAGGCAGCGUGGCCGAGUGGUCAGCGCGUCGGACUCGCAAUCCGGAGGUCCCGGGUUCGAGUCCCGCUCUGGCCAUUUGCUGGAUUUGUGCUCGGUCGUCCCGAGUUCAAAUUCUCGGCCACGCUUGUAAAUAGCCAACUGGUCGCCUUCUGUCAGUUGGGGUUUUUAAUCCUGUUAUGUUGUAUUUGAAUUAUUUGUUUCUAGAUAUUUGAGUGGGGUGCCGGUAAAUUAGCUGGACAAGCUAAGUGCAAUUUCCACUAUAAACAAGCCUUUAACCUUUUUGUUUUUUAACCUAAUUGUACGUCUGCGAAACAGCGCUGAAAUCCUUGUUGAUUGGCCUUUUAAAAAAGCCAAUGUCGAUUUAUCAAUCAGGAUGAAAGGAGAUUUGAACGCACUACCGGUAAUUCGUUGAGUCCGUUGGUGACCCAGAACAAGGAUAUCGGCGCUGCUUCGCAGACCUUACUAACGGAGGUUAAAUUACGUCUGUGACACAGGCUAUGCGGUGGUGCGAUUCCGGUGUCAGCUGCUUUUUUCUUUGCGCGUGUUUACCUACAAGGGCUUGAAGGCGACUCGAUGGCGUUUGUCUGAGUGCCCUGGCUUCUUGUAAUUAAAGCUGAGAAUUGGUCAGCCAUUUCUUCAUUCUCAGACCUAUUGCUGAUGCUAUCUGCCAUACGCUGUUGAAACUUUCUCCACUCCGACACUAGCCGAGGGUCUGAAUGGUUAUGUCGAGCGGAAUUGAUUCUAAAAAGUUAUGCGGAAGCUGAUUCUAAUCAAUUCACGACUGGAAUUACCACACACCAACUAGUGCAGUGGGCACAGUGCCCAUAAUUAAAAAACUACAACUAUGUAAAUCAACAUGAUGCCCUUCACUAAUAACCAGAAACUCACACCGUGCUAGCCAACCACUGUCUCUUGUGAAUUUAACUGGAUUUACCACGCCGACUUCAGGUUAAAAUAGAAAAUAUCUAUCUCUUCGAAAUAAUAAAAGGAUGUAGAAACUUCUUUAAAAAACUGACUUUGCCCAAAUUUCUCUUGCUGCCCAAUUAUCUGAGUUGCUCAAAAUUUUUGAGGUGCUGUUCCCCCGGCCCGUGCUCCUAUGGCCUUGCCUCUAAGACAGGACUGCAAUUAUACUCUCUCAAGACAUUACCUCCGUUCAAUGCUAUAAUAGGCUGUGGCUCUUCUUUUAAUAACCCAUCUUUAUUUUCAGAAAUCUAUACUGAGUCACGGUUUUCCAGGCAUUCCUGGGUCAAAUGGCAUGCCGGGAGUGCCGGGCGUGCCUGGGCCGCAGGGGUCCCAGGGAAGAGAAGGUCCAAAAGGACAAAUUGGUGAUAAGGGAUCACAAGGAGUGCAGGGUCCAAGAGGAGACAGAGGACGCGAAGGGCCUCCCGGGAAGAGCGGACCGCCAGGAAUUAUGGGAAUAAAAGGUGAAUCGGGGCUUGUGGGAAUGAAAGGAGAGCCAGGCAUUGUGGGAAAUCAAGGAAGAAAAGGAGACAAAGGAGAGAAAGGAGAAAGCGCCAAAGCAAGUCAAGCAAGUGUAGUACCACAAACCANAAAAAACUGACUUUGCCCAAAUUUCUCUUGCUGCCCAAUUAUCUGAGUUGCUCAAAAUUUUUGAGGUGCUGUUCCCCCGGCCCGUGCUCCUAUGGCCUUGCCUCUAAGACAGGACUGCAAUUAUACUCUCUCAAGACAUUACCUCCGUUCAAUGCUAUAAUAGGCUGUGGCUCUUCUUUUAAUAACCCAUCUUUAUUUUCAGAAAUCUAUACUGAGUCACGGUUUUCCAGGCAUUCCUGGGUCAAAUGGCAUGCCGGGAGUGCCGGGCGUGCCUGGGCCGCAGGGGUCCCAGGGAAGAGAAGGUCCAAAAGGACAAAUUGGUGAUAAGGGAUCACAAGGAGUGCAGGGUCCAAGAGGAGACAGAGGACGCGAAGGGCCUCCCGGGAAGAGCGGACCGCCAGGAAUUAUGGGAAUAAAAGGUGAAUCGGGGCUUGUGGGAAUGAAAGGAGAGCCAGGCAUUGUGGGAAAUCAAGGAAGAAAAGGAGACAAAGGAGAGAAAGGAGAAAGCGCCAAAGCAAGUCAAGCAAGUGUAGUACCACAAACCAACUGGAAACAAUGUGUGUGGAAAUCAGGCAGCGGUACUGAUAAUGGAAAGAUUAACGUAAACAAGAAACUCGUUAAAAGCUAAACACGAACUAUUUAUAAAUACCAUCAUCAUAGGUGGAAAGAGGUUUUUUUGAGAUAAACUUUAAAGCACAGCUAUGACCCCAACCUCAUUCCCUCAGCCUUCAUCCCCAGUCAACCAGCUGGCAUUAAUUUUUUGUGUUAUCGUGAUUUUUUUUUCCAGGACUGUGCUUUUAACAAGUUGAAGUCGGAUACUGCGCUUAAAGUCUCAUUCCAGGGAGUCAUGAGGGUCAUAGGUCAUGUGAAGUGUAAUCGCUGGUAUUUCAAGUUCAAUGGAAACGAAUGCAAUGGACCAAUGACGAUUGAGGCUAUUGUUUACAACGAAUGGCCAUCAGGGAAGCCUAACCUGCAUCAUCAUCGGUCGUUUGAGGGAUACUGUGGAAACAUCUCACAAGGGGCGGUUAGAGUGGAAUUAUGGGUAGGACAGUGUAGCAGCCAAACCCUGGGUGAUGCUUUCACUGGGUGGAGUUCAGUGUCCCGAAUAAUGAUAGAAGAAGUUUCUAGGCCCCAGUCCUAA
Molecule: messenger RNA, 6700 nt
Organism: Porites evermanni
Lineage: Eukaryota; Metazoa; Cnidaria; Anthozoa; Scleractinia; Poritidae
Source: the annotation of a GenBank genome assembly